AUGGGUGUUCUUCAAUUUCUCAUCCUUGUCUAUGUUAAUUUCUUGAUUUCUUUCUCCUCUGAUACUCUUGCUCAGCAACCUUAUGUUGGGAAAGCCAUCACUGCUUGCGGAAACACAAAUACUUCAACUUCUGUUCUUGGUUACUCCUACAAUGGCAUCAACCAAACUUGCCAAUCUUACCUCAUUUUCAGAUCUCAACACCCAUAUGACACCGUUCUUUCCAUCGCCGGUCUAUUGGGCUCCGACCCAUCUCAGCUCGCCCAGAUUAAUUCAGUCUCCGACACUGCAACCUUCGAGACAAAGGAGGAGGUAAUCGUCCCAAUCAAUUGUUCCUGUUCCGGUCAGUACUAUCAGGCAAACACAACUUACUCUGUUCAACCAAAUGAUACUCCUUUCGUGAUUGCUAACGACACCUUCCAAGGUCUUUCUACCUGUCAAGCUAUCCAGAAUCAAGACAACACCCCUGAUACAAACCUCAAAAUUGGCCAAAGAAUUCCUAUACCCCUUCGGUGUGCUUGUCCCACCAAAAAUCAAACUGAUUAUGGCAUCAAAUAUCUACUCAGUUACAUAAUCAUUCAUGGUGAUACUGUUUUCAGAAUAAGUACCCAGUUUGGAGCUAACACUACGGAGACUCUUGCAGCUAAUGGGCUUUCUGAGAACUCCGUCAUUUACCCAUCCACAACUCUCCUUGUUCCUUUACGGAAUCCACCAUCCCUUCCCCCUCCUCCUCCUUCCCCUCCUUCCUCUGCAUCACAGAGUAAAGCUUCAAAUAAAACAUUGACCUAUCUUGUUAUUGCAGUUGGGAUUGCUAUCAUUUUGGUUAUCUUUCUCAUAUCCUUGUUUUUUUUCCUCCAUACACUUAAGAGGAACAAAACUGAUCUUAUGCUGGUCUCAAAGUCGAGCAAGGUUCAUUCAAUUGUCACCUCAGACCCGCUUGAAUCCAGCGAGUUGCUUGCAGGUAUUGCUCAAUCCAUUAAAGUGUAUAAAUUUGAUGAAUUGCAAUCUGCCACCAAGAAUUUCAGCCCCAAUUGCCGGAUCAGUGGAUCUGUCUACCGUGGAACGAUUAAUGGGGACCUAGCUGCUAUUAAAAAGAUCAAUGGAGAUAUCUCCAAAGAAAUAAAUUUUCUCUCCAAGAUCAACCAUUUCAAUAUCAUCAGGCUCUCGGGUGUUUGUUUCGGUGAGGGGAAUUGGUAUUUUGUUUAUGAGUAUGCCAUGAAUGGACCUCUGAGUAACUGGAUCCAUGGCAACAUGAGUAGACCCAAGAAUUUAAGCUGGACACAGAGGGUACAGAUUGCAUUGGAUGUGGCCAUGGGGCUUAAUUAUCUCCACAGCUACACCAACCCUCCUUAUGUCCACAAGGAUAUUAGAAGCAUCAAUAUUCUUCUGGACAGUGAUUUAAGGGCUAAGAUAGCCAAUUUUGGUCUAGCAAGAUCUACAGUAGGCCAGACAAAAGGUUACAUGGCACCUGAGUAUUUGGAGGAUGGUUUGGUCUCUCCAAAGCUAGAUGUUUAUGCAUUUGGGGUUGUAAUGCUGGAACUAAUUAGUGGAAAAGAGAUUGUUUCAUCUCAAGGGGAAGAAUUGCUCUUAAUUGAUGUGUUAAUAGCUAUACUCCAUGAGGAAAAUGUAGAAGAAAAGCUAAGAGGAUUCAUUGAUCCUUCUCUACAAGAAAAUUAUCCUUUGGACCUGGCUGUGUCUCUGGGCAGACUAAUAGAGAGCUGCUUAAGUAAGAAUCCAGUAAAGCGACCAGGUAUGGAUAAGAUUGUUCAGUCCCUUUCAACAAUUGUAGCUAUUUCUCCAACUUGGGAAUCAUCUCUCUAGGGAACAAAGUUUCAACAGCAACUCCUAGGGACUGUGUGACUGAAAGAUAGGUUCAAUUUAAAGUCAUCAG
This is a messenger RNA of Telopea speciosissima, 1888 nucleotides long. Its product is annotated as lysM domain receptor-like kinase 4. Gene Ontology annotation, molecular function: protein kinase activity; ATP binding. The transcript has a single exon. The record is from RefSeq and is a predicted model, not a curated record. Bases 1 to 1818 code for a protein of 605 amino acids. Lineage: Eukaryota; Viridiplantae; Streptophyta; Magnoliopsida; Proteales; Proteaceae. Gene Ontology annotation, biological process: protein phosphorylation.